Messenger RNA from Wyeomyia smithii (pitcher-plant mosquito), 17189 nucleotides. RefSeq lists its product as uncharacterized. Lineage: Eukaryota; Metazoa; Arthropoda; Insecta; Diptera; Culicidae. The record is from RefSeq and is a predicted model, not a curated record. Bases 32 to 1846 code for a protein of 604 amino acids. The transcript has 2 exons. Gene Ontology annotation, molecular function: RNA-DNA hybrid ribonuclease activity; nucleic acid binding.
UGGCGAUUCGACAACUUCCCGAAUUAGUUACAUGGGCCUCCCCCAGGGCUCAUGUUUAAGUCCUCUCUUAUAUAAUUUUUACGUCAAUGACAUCGAUGAAUGUCUUGCAAAUUCAUGCACGCUAAGGCAACUUGCAGACGAUAGCGUUGUAUCCAUUACUGGUGGCAAGGCUAGCGACCUGCAAGGACCAUUGCAAGAUACCUUAGACAAUUUGUCUGAAUGGGCUCUUAAGCUGGGUAUCGAAUUCUCUCCGGAGAAAACUGAGCUGGUCGUUUUUUCUAGGAAGCAUAACCCAGCUCAGCUGCAGCUCCUACUAACGGGUAAAACGAUCUCUCAGGUUUUAGUCGCUAAAUAUCUCGGGGUCUGGUUCGACUCCAAAUGCACCUGGGCUUGUCAUAUUAGGUAUCUGACACAAAAAUGCCAACAGAGGAUUAAUUUUCUUCGUACGAUUACCGGAACUUGGUGGGGUGCUCACCCAGGAGACCUUCUAAGGUUAUACCAAACAACGAUAUUGUCAGUUCUUGAGUACGGCUGUUUCUGCUUUCGCUCCGCCGCGAACACGCACAUUAUAAAAUUAGAGAGAAUACAAUAUCGUUGUUUGCGUAUUGCCUUGGGUUGCAUGCAGUCGACCCAUACGAUGAGUCUUGAAGUGCUAGCGGGUAUUCUUCCGUUGAAACAUCGUUUUUGGAAUCUCUCUUACCGGUUGCUAAUUCGAUGCACAGUUAUGAACCCAUUAGUAAUUGAAAAUUUCGAGAGGUUGGUCGACCUUCAAUCUCAAUCCAGAUUUAUGACUUUAUAUUUUGACUAUAUGGCUCAAGAUAUUAAACCUUCUUCAUACGAUUCCUCCAAUGUCGCACUUUUAGCUACUUCUAAUAAUGCUAUAUUCUUCGACACCACCAUGAAACAAGACAUUUCUGGUAUCCCGGAUCAAUUGCGACCCCAAGAGAUCCCUAAGAUUUUUUCCAAUAAGUUUAAACAUGUUAGUUAUGAUAAAAGCUUUUACACUGACGGAUCUAAUCUAGAUGAGUCCACUGGCUUCGGUGUUUUCCACGAAAAUUUUACCGCCUCCUACAAACUCGAUGCUCCUGCUUCCGUGUACGUCGCAGAACUUGCUGCUAUUCAGUACUCUCUUGGAAUCAUCGAAACCCUACCCAUAGACCACUACUUCAUCUUCACAGAUAGUCUCAGUGCCAUUGAGGCUCUGCGAUCAAUGAAGCCUGCGAAGCACACCCCGUAUUUCCUGGGGAAAAUACGGCGGUUUUUAAGUGCUUUAACAGAUAAAAAUUACCGGGUUACCUUAGCGUGGGUCCCUUCUCAAUGCUCGAUUCCGGGUAACGAAAAGGCUGACUCUUUAGCUAAGGUGGGUGCUAUUGACGGCGAUAUUUAUGAAAGACCAAUUGCUUUUGAUGAAUUUUAUAGCAUUUUGCGUCAGAGAACACUCAACAGUUGGCAAUCAUCAUGGAACUCAGAUGAACUGGGACGGUGGCUACAUUCCAUUUUUCCUAAGGUAUCGACGAAAGCAUGGUUCAAGGGGUUGGAUGUAGGUCGGGACUUCAUUCGCGUGAUGUCCAGACUUAUGUCCAAUCACUAUACGUUAAACACGCAUCUCUUUCGUAUAGGGCUUGUAGACAGUAAUCACUGCGUUUGUGGCGAUGGCUACCAUGACAUCGAGCAUGUUGUUUGGUCGUGCACCGAAUACUGUGGUGUUAGGUCUGAGCUUAUAGAUUCCCUUCGGGCCCGAGAAAAACAACCGAACGUACCCGUUAGAGACAUUCUGGGAAGCGGUGAUCUCCAGUACAUGACACAGCUAUACGUGUUCAUAAAACACGCUGGUAUUAAAAUAUGAAACUCUUCUAUCUAUUUGUUAGAUUACCAUUCCCGCUACACGCUGAAAGAAGAUGAUACACUAAGCUGGAGACACCCAAACGAAGACUCGGCAUCUUCAUGUUCACGCAGACACCUCAGUCCAAACUGCUCAAAUAGAACAUCACUGCUUAGCCAUGUACAAAUAAAUAAAUCGUAUAACUCAAUAUUGUUGAAAUCAAAAUUGUAACUCCCCUCCUCUCACCUUAAAUCCCCACUAGCUCGUAGUCGGCCGCGAGAAUAAAGAAAAGGCCUCCCUCUUUUCCCUGCUAAUUUAGAACUUAAAAAAAAUGUACUUGGCUCAGUUAAACAUAAAUUGUAUCGUGCCGUGUCAAAUAAACUAUUUAAAAACAAACAAGUAUGCAGUGAAUGAAAUAUACAGUGCAGCACUGAUUUUUAACUCUAAUGUUUGAAUUCAACAUUAUAAAUUUCCCGGUUCGGUAUUUAAAUUCCCGGGUUUUUCCCGGGUCAUUUUCAAAUUUCCGGUUUUCCCGGUUUUCUCGGUUCGCUGGCCACCCUGUUUUGACCAAAAAGACCCUAAAAAUGUUUUCAAAGGACGAUUGAGGUGUUUUACAAUCGACAGGGUGGCCACUCAAAACCCAAAAUGAAAUUCCCGGUUUUUUUCCCGGUUCGUUCAAAUAUUUUACCCGAUUAAUUGUACUUCUGAAUUCUGUAGUUUUCCACAAGUUAAGGAUUGAAAAAAACAUGACUUUCGAUUUACAUCAUAAUAUGCUCAAAGUCACUACUUAAACGUAUUCAGCCUUAUUGGAUUCAAAAAUCAAAUAGCAAAAAUUCGAGGAAUGUGACGGACUCAUCUUUUUCGAGAGAAGAUCUGGUCUACGAGUAUUUUUUUAACCACGCAUAAAAUACUCAUUACAGGGGACUCCAAGGCCAAAUUAAGUUUGAAGGAACCACUCUUACCUCAAGCAUAUAAGAAUCAAUAAAUGAAAGAAUUAUGUCACACAUUUCUUGCAAAACAAACUUCAAUUUAAUCAGGCCAAUCAGAUUUUCAAAACACUUCAAACACAUUACUUCAGCAGCGCACGCAUCUCUUCAUCCAUCAGUGCUGCCUUUUUAUGGAUGCCCGCGAGAAAUUUUGCCUUUUUGGCUUCUAUUGCUUUAAUGGCACUGGCAUUUUUUCCGGGCUUCUUCAUCUUGAUUUGACUGCUCCUUCUUCUUUGUCUUCAUCAAUUUAACAUCAUAGACUUGGUGAUAUCAAUUUCGUACACUUCACCGGCAUCCUGUACUGCAUCGUACACCAAGCGCUGUUCUACAAGGCUUUCCUAAUCCUUGUGGCAUUGCCAUGGGAUUUUUUUUUUAUUUUUUGUGUUAGGGAAAUAGAAUUACGUUGUCCAUUGAUGUGAACUUUUGUAUUAUAUAUCCCAGUCAAUUGCUAUACGUGUCCCCUUGCAAAAUACAAUGACCACUAUUGUUGAGUGAUCAGGUACCUGCACCGACACGCUCCCAGUCAGGUGAAAUAUGGUUUAUGAAGCCAAUCACCUUCCCAGGAUUCAAAGACCAAAUCUCUUUGGGCUGUAAACAGCCACUGCCAAGAAACCUUGAUCUGCGUUUAAAUAAUGCACCACAACUGCACAGCAGAUGUUCCGAUGUCUCGCUUUCCAUAUUACAAAAGCGACAGAUAUCAUCCUGAACCCGGCCAAUGUUCUUUAAAUGAUAUCUACUCGGACAGUGCCCCGUUACUAGGCCGACGUAUGUACAAAGAGCUCUUUUGUUGAGCUCUAGGAGCUUUUUUGAAUGAUUCUCGUUUGGUGUGAUAAAUCUUUUAGAUUGGGAACACUUUUUGACAUCAAACCAAUUGGUUAUCACCUUUUGUUCCUCCCAGCGUUUAAGCUCCAUUUUCACUGCACAGUUUGAUAUACCGCAGAAAGGUUCUGGGCCGAUAAACUGUGAGUUAGAUCCUUGUUUUGCAAGUUCGUCUGCCUUUUCAUUCCCACCAAUGCCACAAUGUCCUGGAACCCAAUACAAAUUUACUAAGUUUGUUUGAAAUAGCUGUCGCAAUGUGAGAAUACAUUCCCAGACUAUCUUGGAUGUACAUUUAUAAGCAUCAAGUGCUUUCAGUGCUGCUUGACUGUCAGAGAAAAUACAAAUAUUUGCAUGUAUGUAUUUCCUAGUCAGACAUACACUCGCACAUUCAAGGAUUGCAAAAAUCUCUGCUUGAAACACUGUUGGCCAGUGUCCCAUUGCCACUGAAAUAUUAAUUCCAGGGCCGAAGAUUCCUGCACCAGUUUUGGUACCUAUUUUUGAGCCGUCUGUGAAAAAUAUCGUUGAACCGGGACGGACAUCAGGAACUCCGACUUCCCAGUCUGCACGCGACGUUUCGCAUACCUUGUAGGGAAUAUCAUGGUUAUCCUGAGGAGCCAUCCAGUCUCCAUUCAUACUCAUCACUGGCCCUCUUUUGAAAAAGUCCAGUAUUGUCAGGUGACCCACAAGAUCACCUGACAAUAUAGUUUUUGUUCUUUUUAGCUUCAAGGCACUCUUUUCUGCUUCUAGUUGCACGUAUUCGUACAACGGCAGCAGAUGAAGAAUUGCAUCAAGAGCUAUUGACGGGGUGCUUUGCAUUGCUCCUGUUAUAGCAAUGCACGCAAGUCGUUGAGCUUUAUCUAGCUUUGUUCUAGCGGUGGACUCUUUGGUUUUUGGCCACCACACUAACGCAGCGUAGGUCAGUUUUGGACGUAUAAUAGAUGUGAAUAUCCACAUUACCAUUUUCGGUCUCAAGCCCCACUUUCUCCCAACGGUUUUGGAGCACAACCAUAAUGCACUGACCACCCUGUUGAUUGCAUAGUCAAGAUGUGCAUUCCAGUUUAGCUUGGCAUCAAGGAUAACUCCUAAGUAUUUAACCUGUUCACUGAAUGGAAUUUCUACUCCUCCAAUCUUGAGAGUUUUUAGAUUGAAUUUCCUCUUUCUAGUGAAGGUACGAUUACAGCUUUUGUCGGAUUAAUGCUGAGACCCUCCUUUAUACACCAAGACUGGGUAUACUCCAAAGCCUCCUGCAUUCUUUCCGAAACUAUGUUGUCGAACUUUCCUCUUACCAAGAUGACUAUGUCAUCUGCAAAGCCCACAACUUCGAAACCUUUUGCUUCUAAGCUUUUGAGAAGAUCGUCCACCACCAAAGACCACAUAAGUGGCGAAAGAACACCUCCUUGCGGACAUCCUUUCGUUGCCCUUAUCAUGAUAGACGAGCCUCCCAACUCAGAAGUGAUUUCUCUUUUUGCAAGCAUGGUAUGAAUCCAGUUAACAAUGCUCGUGUGAAAUCCUUUGUUCUUCAUUGCACUAGACAUUGAAGAAUAGGACGCAUUAUCAAAAGCACCUUCAAUAUCUAAGAAAGAGCACAGAGCAAUUUCUUUAGCUGAAAGUGACUUUUCAAUUUUCAUGACCAGCGUAUGAAGCGCUGUUAUAGUGGAUUUUCCAGUUUGAUAGGCAAACUGGAACUUUGAAAGCGGUUUUGUUUGCAUGUAAGAUGUAUGAAUGAAAUCAUUCAGCACUUUUUCCAUUGUCUUCAACAAAACCGAAGAAAGACUAAUGGGUCUGAAUGAUUUAGGAUGCGUCUUAUCACGCUUCCCAGUUUUAGGUAUAAAGAUUACUCUUACUACCCUCCAUUUUGAUGGAAUAUGAUUCAACCUUAAACUGGCCUUGAAAAUCUCAAUGAGAGAAGGAAUUAGUAUUGCUUCACCUUUUUGAAGCAAUGCUGGAAAUAUUCCAUCUACACUUGCAGACUUAAAAGGCUCAAAGGAUCUCAUAGCACUUUCCACCCUGGUUCUCGUAAAAAUUUCACACGCCACAUCUGAUACAGUAUUUUCCGUUCUAGCAGACCGAGAGCUAGUCUGCGUAGAACAAAUUUCAACUAAAUCAGAGAUGGCUGAAUCCGUCUUUUCAAUAGAACCGGGAAAAUGCGUUUCCAUCAUUAGAUUUAAGGUAUCACGAGGACCACUAGUAUAGAUUCCGUCGUGACGCUUUAGAUUGCCAAGCUCAACGGUAUGAUCUUUGGCAAGAGUCUUUUGUUAUCUAGAAACAACUGGAGUUUUUUUCUAUAGAUUCACACAUUUGAACCCAAGACCUUCUUCUAGAUUUCCGGAUUUCAUUGCUAUAUUCAGUUAAGGCUCUUCUAUAUUGAGCCCAGUCUGAAGUACGUUUUGCUUUAUUAAAAAGUUUCCGACUAUUUUUUCGAAAACUUUCAAGCUUCUUGUUCCACCAUGGCACGUCCCUACUUGAGGACGAUUGUUUGGCGGGACAACUUUUAUUGUAUGCAUUUAUCACCAUUUCAUUUAGCUGAAUUGUCAUAGAUUCCAAUUCUGAAACUGUUUCAAUUCUGCUAUAAUUUAAAGGUGAUUCUUUUCGCAAAUAUUGUGCAUAUUGAUCCCAGUCUGUUUUUUUAGGAUCUCUGUAAGUAACAGCUGAUGGUUUCCCACCAAUCCAUUCAAACAAAAUGUGCUUGUGAUCAGAUAGUGAGGUUUCAUCCGAUGCAUGCCAGUUAACAAUUUUUUUCAGAAAUUGCUGGACUGCAUAGCGUCAGAUCCAAAACUUCACCUCUGAUAGCGUUUGUAAAUGUUGGUUUGUUACCUUUAUUGCAUAUAUCUAUAUUAUUUGACGAGAGAAACUCCAAUAGGCACUCACCACGACCAUUAACACCCUUGCUCCCCCAAACUGUAUGGUGAGCGUUGGCAUCACAGCCUAUGAUGAAUGCCCUAUUAUUGUCUCUGCAAAAUUUGACAAACGAAGCAAUCUCAGGAGGAGGCGCCUCAUUUAUUUCACCUGGAAAAUAAGCCGAAGCAACAAUUACCUCAGUAUUCCCCCUGGUGGUUGGCACCUGAACCAUGACCGCUACAAUAUCUCGUUUUACAAAUUCUGUCACAAAUUCUGCCAUGGGAUAUAAUCAAAGUCCUCUUAAUAAAUAUGGUCAAGUCAGUAAGGUUCUUGCCUGAACCGGCCAUCAGAUCUCUCCAAAAACUAUUGAAGCGCUUCUCGCUACGGUGGUAGGAAAUCAGUAAUGUCUUCAUCGAUUGCAUAGCGCCUGCACUCGAAACAAAUGCACCAUUUUGCACGCCGUCAUGGAAAAUCCGACUGCGACCAUAAGAUUGAUCGGAAGACAACUGAGAAUCACCCAUACAACUGUGUCUCGACUGGUAAAGUCGUUUAAGGAGUUCCAGGCGACCGAGCUGCGGGCUGGAAGUAAAAGAAAAUCGAAGACAGCUGACUCUCUAAAGUUUCGAAAGAUGUUGAAUUAUUUCAAGCGUACUCCGAACCAUUCGAUUCGCGGCUCUGAUCUGAAGGCAGAGUGUUCCACCUAGUUCGUUUAGCAAACAAUGAAACGAGCUGGGUUUCGUAUAUUAAGGUUCGGAAGGCACCAAACCGGCGUGAUCAACAAAACAGAGUGGUUAACGAUAACGAAACCAACAUCGAGACAGACGCAAAGCAGAUACUGGGGCUGGAGUUCUACGUUGCCAAAUCACAGUUCGAUGUUCCAGAAGACCUAAGGAAGAAGUGGACAAAUUCGCCAAAAAAUACAUGCUCUGUUGGAAAACUGAGUAAACCGUACAUCACAACGGGUACCAUUAACAGCGAAAUGUACCGCACCGAGUGCCUCCAGAAGCGUCCAUUACCCUUUCUGCGGUCCCACGGAGGCGAGACAUGAUUUUGGCCGGUCCUGGCAUCAUGCCAUUAGGCGCGAUCGAUGUUGGAUUGCUAUAGAGACAAUAACGUAUUUUUUGUACCAAAAACCACCACCCAAUUUCAUAAUGAAAGCCAAAGUUCGAAAAUCGUCCAAGCUAUUGAGACCGAGUUUGAGUUGAGAUAAAAAUGGAUGAAUGUAACUAAAAAGGUCGACUCCACUGUUGCGCAAAAGGUUAUAAGGGGUCUUAAGGGAAUGGUGCGAGAUUUCAGGGAUGGAAAGGAAAUUGAAUAAAAUAAUUAUGCCGGAACACAAUUUAUAUGUAUUAGUUCAUUCCCUGAAAGUUACAAGAAAAUCCGAAUUAAAUAAAUUUUCGACGAACACUUUUGUCUGGUGCGUUUUCUCGAGUACAAGACUUACUCAGCAGUAUUGUGUUCUCUUGGCGAUAUUCAGUGGAAUUCCCGGUUUUUUCCCGGUUCUAAACAAUUCCCGGUUGUUUCCCGGUUUUCCCGGUUGGGUGGCCACCCUGAAUCGAUAUCUGGUCAUGACGUAAAGUUUAAUUUGCGAGCUGGCAGUCCCUAAUUCUAGAAGCCAGAUAUUACUUAUUGCAGAACCGUCAAGCCCCUCAACCUAGGAGAGAGACAAGCCUUCCAGAAUGGUAAUAAACGCAGAAAUAUUUUCUAUAAAACCUAGGACUGUUAUACUAAUAAUUACGUGGAACAUCCAGAGAUAGGGAUACCAUCCGUCCUGAUUUAGCAGGACAUGUCCUGAUUUUGAAAUCCUAUUUGGGCGUCCUGAUUUAUUUUUCAUAUUCUAGCAUUUGUCCUGAUUUUCCUAAAAUAUUCAAUGUUGUAGUUUGACAAUACGCAGAUUUUUUUUGGAAAUUAAUUUUUUUCCGAUUUCGGGAUACAACGUUCACUGAGAUUGAAUUUUGUGUUCGGUUGAAUCUAUUUGCAUUGUUACGAAAGCUGAGUUUUUGAGAGAAAAUGGUAACUAACAAUGUAUAGUUUUGUAAUAGUAGAUGAAUUUGACAUCUUUUUAUUGAAGAACUUUGUGAAAACAUCCAAAUUUAUUGUACCAUCUCAUAAUAAGCAAUAGUACGGAGUUAUAUAAGAGCGAUUUUUUCUUGGUUUGCUAGUUCACCUUACCAAACAGUCCCAAGCCGUGGUGCGGCCUUUGCUGUACGUGAAAGUCGUCCAAAAGUUCCAUGGCUGCAGCUCGCCAGCUCUGCAGUCUGCGUAGAGUCUACAGGUCGUCUUCAACCUGAUCGAUCCACCUUGCCCGCUGUGCACUCGUCGACCACCUCGAUUUCAUCGCCACCAACUUGAACUCGAGGUGGGAGGUUAGCAUGUCUUCUCGUCAACCCCUUCCUUUCAUGUACUUCGUCUUCGAUGCAUUGAUGACCAGUCCAAUCCGUUUGGCUUCGGGCUUUAGUCCGAUGUACGUAUCCGCCAUCUUCACAAAGGUCCGAGCCGCAAUGUCGAAAUCGUCGGCGAAACCAAACAGUUGAACCGAUUUUUGAAAUAUCAUGUCACUCGUAUUAAGUCCCGCUAUUCUAAUGACACCUUCCAAGGCAAUGUUAUACAGUAGAAACGAGAGACCACACCCUUGCCUUAAACCUUUUCGAGUUUCAAAGGGACUCAAAAGUGCCCCCGAUACUCGAACUACACACAUUACUCGUCGCUUCGUCGCUUUGAACAACCGCGUUAGUUUGUCAGGAAAUCCGAGGUCGUGCAUAAUUUACCAUAGCUGGUCUCGAUGGAUUGUGUCGUACGCCGAUUUAAAAUCGAUAAACUAAUGAUGUGUGGGCACGUUGUAUUCGCGGCAUUUCUGUAUGUCUUGCCGAUCCGCGAAUAUCUGAUCCGUGGUGGCCAGGGCACCCAUGAAUCCCGCCUGGUAGUGCCGGUUUGCUAGUUUAUAUUAGAUCAAAUUUGUGCCAAAAUUAAAGGUGUCUUGAUUUUAAACUCGGACUAGAUGGUAUCCCUAUCCAGAGAACAAAAAAAGAUCGACGUUGUGUGGAACGAACAUCACAUUUUUAUUGGUCAUUCUUAAAGAGCAUAAUAAAAUGAACUCAUUUUUGCAGGAAAAAAAAAACAAGAAAACACUCACUUACAUUAGACUGUUAUGUGAAUAGCAGUAAAUGACUUAAUUGCUAAACAAAAUGAAAAGAUAUUUGAUUUAUUAAUGGUUUUAUUAAUUGCCUAUAAAAAGAUACGAAUCCAUACUAUUCUUCUCUUUCAGGUGCGACGUGAUGCAGCUGCUAAUCCCAGCCAUACGAUUUUCCAGGUUUUGGUAACUUUAUGGGUUCGGUACUACAAUUAAAAAAAAAAGUUUUGAAUUAAUAGAUAAGAUCUGUCGUAAAUGACGCGCUUAAGUCGGACUCGAUCAUCCGGAGACUCGAUUCUCCGGAAUUUUAGAUUCCAUUAUACCCCCUUUUUCCAGAAAAAUAUUUUCUGGCUACUCCGCUUCAUCAUUUAAAUAACGAAAGAAUAUAUAAAUUACGAUCGUUAAUUGCAAACUCGAAUAAUUUUUUAUGAUUCGAUCAAUUUAAGUUUCCAAUCGAGGGACACUCCAACACUGAUAGAACGGAGACGUAAACGGCAACGGCGACCAGGCAACUACACUUAUAGCUCUUACUCAAUAUUAAGUAUAAAUUAAGAAAUUUACCCCUGUAAUGGACUUAUUCCAAGCACCAUUUAGAAUAAAAGUAAAUAUAAAACAAGCGGUGCGAUCAUAUAUCGCAUCAGCAUAAAACGACGGUGCGAUCACCCGCUGCAUCAGCAGAAAAGGGUAUUGCUACCGACGUGUACAAUAAACUGAUCGCUCAGUGCGAUUCAUUCGAGUACCAACGUUCGUCGUGUCUUUACUGCUAGAUGACACUCCCGGGUCCGGCUAGGAAGCCGGACCAUUUUUAGUUACCUCAUGGCGACCGUGACAGUACAUUUCGGCAUUAAUCAAACUUCUCUAAAUAAUUAAAAAUUUAUUAAAUACACACAAAUAACAUGAAACGAAACGAAUUACCCAUUAAGGAGCAACUGCAAAAAAGGCAACGAUAAUACAAGUAAUAGUUUGAAGCUACUGAAAAUGGUAGAGAAUAGGUUAAUCAUUAAUCAUAUCUGAGGCUAUACGAAGAGUGGAAACAGUGAAUGGAUAAAUACUUAGAAACAUGCAAGCAAUCAUAGCUAUUAUCAAAAAAUGAAUUUUUAAAAAGAUGCAAAAAAACAUUGGCGAAUAUGAGAAACGCGAUGCUAAUAGUAAGCAGUAACAGAAAAGGAAGAAAAUUGAGUCACCAUAAAACAAAUAAUCCGGAUUCAAAUCGAUUCAAAUAAAAAUAAUAUUACAAAAAUAAAAUAUUUCAUAACGAAUAAAGAUAUUUCAAAUAAAAGUACAGAGAACAGUAUAAAAAAAAAUAAUAAAUCAGGUUUAUUCUAGGACAAAUAACCCAUUGGAAUAAAUUACGGGUCUUGUGCGUUUUUAUUUUAGUUGAAAAAAAUUGAAGGUUCAAAAUUAAAACAUGCUGGAAAAACAUAUCAGCAAUUCAAACUUAAAUAUUAACUUACUAACCAGCCAAAAAAAAAAUCUAAACUAGGUUAAAAUCAACUUUCAGCUAUUUUCAGUUAUGUUCAAUUUCAUUUUCACCCCCUACACUACAAACUACCUAUGCUCCUCAUUCAUUCCUUGCAGACAAUUAUUCUAUAUUUUCAAAAAAAAAUCUUUAUGAAUUUCACUUUAUUUUAAUUUUUUUAUUCCGGUACACGAGGCUGGUCACUUCUGUGUACCCGAAUAAAGAAACAGCUUUCAUCUUGAGCCUGACCAGCCUAAGGUGGGAGUAACAUUUUAACUUUAACUUGUUUUUGUCUCAUUUUCACUUACCAAAAUUUUUCCUUCAUUCGAAAUAAUCCUUUUCCUCGAGCUCUAAAACUAAACUAAACUAAAAUACUACGAUUAAAAAUUGUCGUUAUGAGAGCGCGGUGAAAGCCUGCAACAAUAAAAAAAAAUAUAUAUUUAUUUAUUUAUUAAAGAGCUGCUAGGUGAAUAGGCUCAAAAUCCCUAGCAGCCUGUCCUGCUAUGCGAAUAGGCUAAAAAUCCAUAGCAAGGCAUAGAAAUUAAGAAAAAUAUAUUCCUGGGAGUCAUGUUAUAAAAUAUAGUAGAAUAGGGUAGCAAGCCUGCGCCCAAUCAAUAAAUAAAAUAUGAAAAAUAAUUGGAUGGAAUUUUGCCCCACAUGCCCGAACCAAAAUGGUUAUCGGAUGCCCGGGUGAAUAAGAAGUGCACGGACUCUAGCGUCUCGUAGCCAUAAUAAUUUAAUUUUUUAAUACCCCGGAUGCCUGGCACUUUAAUGAUGACCAGAAGGACGUCAUAAAAUUAAUAAGAGAUUUAAACUUUAAUCCUUCACGAUCAUUUUCAAUAACUAACUAACUAAUAAACAUAAUCAUAAUUUUAUAAUAUCAUAAAAAUAUUACAAAUUUUUAAAUUAAACACAGCAAAUAGAAAAGCAGUCCAAUUAUAUACCUUAAAUUAAGUAAUUUCAUAACCUAAAAUUUAUACACUUAUUAUUAGUUAACAUAAUAUUGCUAACCUUUUCAUUGGUUUACUAAUCCUUAUUAUUCCUAAUUCCUAAUUAUAUUUCUAAUUAUAUUUCAAUUCGUUUUAAUAUUUUUAUCUAAAUUAUCUUUAUCCAACAAAUUUAUUCAACAGUACCAACUCAUAUAUAACCAUAACAUUACAAAAUAUGACAUAAAAAUAAUUAUCACAUUUUCCUUAUUUUCACAAACAAAGCAAUAACCAAACUAAAACAUUACAUGACAUUAAAACAAACGUAAAAAAAUAACCUAACCUAAAUUAAAAAAAAACACAACAAACAGUUUUUCCAUAGUCACGAAAUAUGUGCUAAACAAUUCUGCUAAACCUAACUUUAGAUAAUAUAAAUUUAUGUGUUUAUGUAACAUGGUUAGAAAUAUUGCAUUCAUAUAUUUUUGUUCUCAUCUGAUUAUACUUAGAGUAUAGUCUGACAGAGCAACUAUAUCAAUGCAAAUUCUACCAAAUUACAUAAUCAUUGUCUCACUAAUUUUAAAAACAUUUAUAAAACAAAUUACAUAAAUCAGUCAUAAACCGAACAGAUUAGCAAAAGACUCAUCAAUAACACUGUAAUAUUUUGUAAGAUUCAUUUUUUUUAAAGAUCAUGUAAUUUUAUUUUCAUUUAACUAUAAUCCGAUAACUUUCACAAUACUAGCAACAACAACAAAAAGUUGCAAAUAAAAUACAGAAUAAACAACACAAGACGAAUCUCACAUCUUAAAACAAAAAAAAACCUUAUAAAUAUCUAUAAAAACAUUUUCCUUAAAAAAAAAUCUUAAAUUUCAACUUUAAGACCUCCUAUAACAACAAUAAAAAUAGAUAUUAAAAUAAAUGAUAUAUAAGAAUAUUAAACGUUUAAGAAAAAAAUUUUUUUUGUUUAUUUUUCUUUCGCAAAUGACCAAAUUAUAAUAACCCAUAACAAAACUUUUUCAACUUAUAACGAAAACAAAUUACCACUAAUUAAAUAGAACUUAUUAUGUAGAUUAAUUAUAACACCUAGAAUUCAAAUCAUCUCUAAGUACAAAACCAAUUUCAAAACCUUAGCCAACCCUACAUUAAUUACAUUUACAAAAUAAUUACAUAAAUACAUUUCAUCAAUUGCACAUUUAUUAUCUUUAAAGCAAAAUCUUAUCCUUACAGCAAGAUCAAACACAUAUAUUCAAUCAAAAAUAAAAAAAGAAACAAAUUCUUUUUUCAACACAUAGCGAUGCAACGUUACAUAACUUCAAAUUUCUAGACAAUCUUCAUCAUCCACAAUAGAUUGGAGCGUUCAUGAAAGAUCACAGACAUCUCAAUAAAUAGCAUUCGUUGUUUUGCUUUCGUCUCGAUUAGACGCAAAUUGUUCAUCUCCGUUUGAGUUUGCAAAAUAACAAUACACGAGUUAUCGUACGGGUGUUUUUUUGUCGAUUAGUUCUUGUGCUGCGCGAUAACAAUAGCCGGUAGUUUAUCGGCAGAAACAUCUUCUGCACACUGGUAGGGGCAGGCUACCCCGCCAGUGAUUCGAUACGCAGCUGAUAUAUCAGCAAGAAUAAUUCUCCCGCACCGCUGUUACCCCGCUAGCAGCACGGACCAUCAUACGAUCGAGCGAGUGGAAGUCAACUACAAGUGGCAUCUACAAGGUCGCGUGUAGGACACGGCCACUGCGUCUCAACACGAAGCUGGAUCGUCAUUGUUUGUUCUGCGGAGACGCUCGAUUAAUUCUACUAUCAGCCGUGAGGUCGUGACUUAGACGUUCGGUGACGUAUUACCUUUAGAAUUUUUACUAUUAUUAUCAAUAUUAUUACUAUGUUAUAAUAUUAUUAUUAAUAUUAUUAUUGAUAUUAUUAUUGUUAUUAUUAAUAUUAUUACUAUAAUUAUUAUUAUUAUCAUUAUUACUAUUGUUAUUAGUAUUAUUAUUACUGUCUUUUUUUUAUUUGAUCCAUUGUAGAUUGAAAAAUUGUUUUUAAAAUUUAACAUCAACUACUUGAAACCCCCCCCCCAUAUUCGAAUAUUUAUCGUUUGUGUGCGGUAGAGCGUAACGCUCCCGCAAAAUGGACGACAUGCAGGUGCAACUUUUCCUGGAGGUGGAAACAAACGGGGAAGAAAUUGAAAUUUCUCCCAUCAGCUCACCCCUACCUUCCCCUGUGCCCUCCCCUUUGCCAAGUCCUGUACCAAGAGUACCGAAAGUACGGGUAAAAGCUUACCCAGAUGCCGCUGGCGGUCCCUACGUUGUUUUUUUUCCGGCCCAUAAAGAAGCCAUUGAAUAUUAUUCAAAUUGGCAAAGACCUAGCAAAACAUUUUUCGGCCGUAACCGAGAUUACGAAGGUGAGGCCGAACAAACUGCGAGUUGUCGUGAGUAGCUUGAAGCAAGCAAACGAAAUUGCUGGCUACGAGCUCUUCACGAGAGAGUAUCGCGUGUACAUCCCUGCCAAGGAUGUAGAAAUCGACGGUGUGGUUACCGAGGGGAAUCUCACUGUCGAUGACAUUUUGCGUCAUGGAGUUGGCUGUUUUAAAAACCCCUUGAUGCAAAGUGUAAAGAUACUGGAUUGCAAGCAAUUGCAUUCAGUAUCCAUCGAAGAAGGGUAGAAGAAAUUCCUCCCUUCGGAUUCCUUCCGAGUAACAUUCGCCGGAUCCGCGCUGCCGAACUACGUCCGCUUGGACAGGGUUCGUCUACCUGUACGCCUGUUCGUACCGCGGGUCAUGCAUUGCCAAAACUGUAAGCAGUUAGGUCACACAGCCACCUACUGCUGCAACAAGGCACGCUGUAGCAAGUGCGGAGGCAAUCAUGCUGAGAACGCUUGCAGUGGGGAUACUGAAAAGUGUCUUUAUUGCGAGGGAACUCGGCAUGACCUUCCGGCAUGUCCCGCGUACAAACAGCGCGAGGAAAAAAUUAAGCGUUCCCUUAAGGAACGAUCAAAGCGCUCUUUUGCAGAAAUGGUUAAGAGGGCUGAGCCACCCUCGACAGGAAACAUCUUUUCCUUUUUGCCAACCGAUGAGGGUACAUCUGACGAUCCCGUCGAAGGGUGUUCCUAUGCCUUGCCAGAGGGAUCUAGGAAGAGGAGAAUGCUCAACUCUCCUAAUCUUACUCGUAAAGGUCGUAAGAUAACCCCUAGCGGAAUGACCAAUAAGACAACACAAAAAGGAAGCGGUGAAGAAAAACUGAAGCAAGUACCCCCCGGUUUUAAUUUCAAAUCAAACCAGGAGUACCCACCGCUUCCUGGGGCACCAAAAACCCCUCGUGCACCCAUUUCUCGAUCAGAAGACAUAAAAGAAACAGGGUUCAUAAAAUUCUCUGAUAUUGUGGACUGGAUAUUUAAAACAUUCAACAUACCAGAUCCCCUUCAAAACAUUCUUCUUGCCCUUCUCCCAACAGUGAAAACCUUUUUGAAGCAACUCACAGCAACUUGGCCCCUCAUUUCAGCUAUCGUAUCUUUCGAUGACUGAUACGUUAAAAGAGGUUAGGAAUUCUGUCACUGUGUUACAGUGGAACUGCAGAAGUAUCAUCCCCAAAUUUGAUUUAUUUUCACAUUUGAUAAACACAUACAAUUGUGAUGCGUUCGCGCUUUGUGAAACUUUUCUCAAUUCAAAUGACCAACUUAAUUUCCACGAUUUUUACAUCAUUCGUCGAUAUCGAGACUCACACGGUGGAGGGGUACUUUUAGGGAUCAAAAAGUGCUAUUCUUUUUUCAGAAUCGACCUCCCCUCGAUCUCGAAUAUUGAAGUUGUUGCCAUUCAAACGAAUAUGAAUGGAAAAGACCUUUGCCUUGUUUCGUUAUAUAUUCCCCCAUCCGCGCGGAUUGAACAGGAGCAACUCCUUGAUAUAGCAGAAUUGCUUCCCGCACCUUUUUUGAUUUUGGGAGAUUUUAACUCUCACUGUUCGCUAUGGGGGUCGCUGUACGACGACAACCGAUCUUCUUUAAUUUGUAACUUGAUCGACGACUUCAAUAUGACACUUUUGAAUACUGGGGAAGCGACACGUGUACCUAAUCCUCCAGCACGUGAAAGCGUGCUUGACCUAUCCCUCUGCUCGACAUCACUUGCGUUAGAUUGCCAGUGGAAAGUAAUCAACGAUCCCCACGGUAGUGAUCAUCUCCCAAUCGUUAUAUCAAUUGCUAAUGGUUCAACUCCCCCGAACCCAAUCAAUAUUUCCUACGACCUUACACGUAAUAUUGAUUGAAAGCGGUAUGAGUCUAUUACAGCGGAAUCUAUCGAGACUCACGAGGAACUUCCUCCGGAGGAAGAAUACGCGUUCUUAGCUGGCUUGAUAAUCGACGCCGCGACGCAAGGUCAGACGAAACCGAUACCCGGGGUAACGAUUAGACAACGCCCUUCCAACAAAUGGUGGGACAAAGAGUGCUCUGAGCUGUACGCGCGAAGGUCCGCGGCGUAUAAGGACUACCGGGAGUACGGCACUGUCAACCUACUACGAAAGUACGAGGCACUGGGCAGGCAGAUGAAGAGCUUAGUAAAGGCGAAAAAACGCGGGUACUGGCGGCGGUUCGUAAACGCGUUGUCGAGGGAAACAGCGAUGAGCACUCUUUGGGAUACCGCCAGGCGCAUGCGGAACCGUGACGUUUCGAAUGAGAGUGAGGAGUAUUCAGAUCGCUGGAUACUCGAUUUUGCCAAAAAGGUCUGUCCGGAUUCUGUACCGGAACAGAAAACCUUUCGCGACGCGUUUAUAGUAACUACGGAAGAGCCUCCAUUUUCGAUGUUGGAAUUUUCAAUGGCUCUCCUGUCGUGCAACAAUAAGGCUCCAGGGUUAGAUAGAAUAAAAUUCAACCUGUUGAAGAAUCUACCCGACUCUGCAAAAAGACGCUUGUUGGAAUUGUUCAACAAGUUUCUUGAGCUAAAUAUUGUUCCGCAUGACUGGAGGGAGGUAAAAGUCAUUGCUAUUCGGAAACCCGGGAAACCUGCCUCUGAUCACAAUUCAUAUAGGCCGAUUGCGAUGCUCUCUUGCCUCCGGAAAUUAAUGGAGAAAAUGAUCCUCUUACGGUUAGACAAAUGGGUCGAAACAAACGGGUUACUUUCAGAUACUCAAUUUGGCUUUCGCCGGGGCAAAGGGACGAACGAUUGCCUAGCGUUGCUUUCUACUGAAAUUCAACUCGCAUUUGCUCGAAAAGAGCAAAUGGCUUCUGCGUUCUUGGAU